GACUGUGUGUUGUUGUUUUCUUAUUGUCCUUUAUUGUCAGCACGAGAACAGAAUGUGCUACUUUUGUUCUUUGACAGGGAAAAAGUCCAUUAAUAUAUUCUUAAAGCUUAUGUUAACAUAAAAACAUGUCUUCAAAAUAUUUGUGAUGCAUUGUGCAUGCUUUUAGAACGAUUAUAUGUGUUGAAUUGGAUAGUUUUCCUUGUAUUGUAGUUUGUUUUUGCUUAAUCAGACAGUGCAUUAUAAAUAUAUUUAUGUUUAAAUCAUAACAGCAGUGUUUUCUAUUGAUAUAUUUUAUAUCAAUGUUUUUCUAUAGAAACCUGUUGUGUGACUAAAUGUGUUAUAGGGUUUUUAAAAUAUUUGAUAUGCUGACAAUACAUGCGACUUUAGUGUUCUUAUAUGUAAUAUGAGAAUGCAAUAAUUUAAACCAUGCUCUAAGAUGGUUUAGAUGUGUUGUAAAGAGUAAUUGUUCAAUAGCUGGCCCACUCCGGAGCUUUCUGGAGGGAGUGUUUCUGAACCUAAUCAGUCCCAGAUGUUUUUUGGCAGCUUUAAACAAUGACAAACAAACCAGAUACGCAUGCAUGUAACAGACGGUGUGUCCUGCUGAGUGCUGGAGUGGAGUUUGCAAAUUCUCAUCGCACCUCCUGGGCCUCAAAAGCAAUAAGAAAGUAACGUUAUUUGACUUCAACAUGUUCUAAGUGAAAUGAAACAUCUCAACAGGAUAAGGGAGACGUUGUGGGACGUUAUGUGCUUUAUUUGAUGGGUUUCCUGUCGAGAGCUAGAAGGCAAAUCAUUUCCUUGCUGAAUCACAAGUAUCAGGAAGGAAGUAGUAGAAAAAAAAUACAGACACAUGUGCCAUCAAUACCUAUGGGGACUUUCCAGCCCCCACAACCCACAGCAAAGUUCCUAAGUUAAUGGCAAAAAACACAGUUAGAUAGAUAGAGCAUCUCACAAGCAAGCUCACAAGGUUUUUUAAAUUACAGCAGAUCGUCUCAAGGGACAAACAUGGAUAUACUUUAGAGUAGUCAGUGUAGAGCUUGUAGAUUUGCCAUCCACUGAGAAUGAGGUAACAGAGAGCGUGUUCUGUGCUUGCUACAAUUACUCGUGACUUCGUAAGAGCCACCCCCGACGACUACUUAGAGACAAAUGAGGAUCCAGAACCUUUUCUUUUUGAACCUGAACAUACAGAGGAUGAGAUACAAGUUUUCGAAGCUGAGCAGGCAAGAAGAGAAGGUGAAAUGUCGGAGCAGGCGGGGACAGAAGCCAUGACUUGGUGGUGUAAAUGUGGAGCUUCCCAAGCCAUCCCGACAGGAAUCGAGUGUUUCUGCUUCACCGGGUGGCACACAGUGGUAUUAUCAAUGGAAAGGCUUUGUGUAUCAGGUGAGGAGGACACUGCUCCAAGAGACUGCAUCACAACCAACAAAGAAUUGUUAGCGCUAACAAACCCUGCAGUGGUCGAAACUUUUUUCCACCUACCCAAAACAAACUGGAAAAUAUGCCCCAGACUAGCUGGACAGGAAAGACAACUGUCCAUCGAAUAAGUCACCCGCAAGGAGGACCCCGCUCCAAGAGACUGCAUUGCAACGAACAAAGAAUUGUUAGCGCUAACAAACCCUGCAGUGGUCAAAACUUUUUUCCACCUACCCAAAACAAACUGGAAAAUACGCCUCAGACCAGCUGGACCAAAAAGACAAGUGUCCAUCAAAUAAGUUACCCGCAAGGAGGACCCCGCUCCAAGAGACUGCAUCGCAACGAACAAAGAAUUGUUAGCGCUAACAAACCCUGCAGUGGUCAAAACUUUUUUCCACCUACCCAAAACAAACUGGAAAAUACGCCCCAGACCAGCUGGACAGGAAAGACAACUAACUGUCCAUCGAAUAAGUCACCCGCAAGGAGGACCCCGCUCCAAGAGACUGCAUUGCAACGAACAAAGAAUUGUUAGCGCUAACAAACCCUGCAGUGGUCAAAACUUUUUUCCACCUUCCCAAAACAAACUGGAAAAUACGUCCCAGACCAGCUGGACCAGAAAGACAACUGCCUAUCAAAUAAGUCACCCGCAAGGAGGACACUGGUCCAAGAGACUGCAUCACAACGAACAAAGAAUUGUUAGCACUAACAAACCCUGCAGUGGUUGAAACUUUUUUCCACCUACCCAAAAUAAACUAGCCCCAGAGCAGCUGGACCGAAUGGACCGCUAUGCAAGCACUGACUACUCUAAAGUAUAUGCAAGUUUCAUUUCUAUAGUAUUAUACCUUGAGAAGAUAUAAUGUACCGUUUCAUUUAUUGCAAAUUGAUUGUCGUGACUUAAUAUACAUUUUUUUUCUCUUUUUCAUAUUGUUUUAGCGGAUGUUCCUGCAAACAAGCAUGAACUAUGGCUCUUCUGAGAAAAAGUGAGCAAGAAAUAGUUUUUUUUAGCAUUACGCACAGGUGUGGACUCGAGUCACAGUUCUGAUGUCUCUGGAACUGACGUGACCGUAUCAUCAAAGACUUGCAACUUGACCUGGACUUUGUCAUCAAUGACUCGGAACUUGCCUCUGACUUGAAAAUACUUGAGAUUUUCAGUGAACGUGUUGAGUAGAACGCGUCCCCAUUCAAAGUAUUCAGCUAACGUGAUUGUUAUGUCAUUUCCGUCAAGACAACAUAUUUUCCCAUUGAGUCGACCUCACUGAAUGCAUCUAUUAACGUCCAAUCAGGUUUAGGAACAAAACGAAGGUGUGGAUGACAUAAAUCCUUAAUGCUAUGUCAGCACUCUUUUUCUGUGACCAGGUCUUGUCACGCUGGUCUUAUUUUAUUUGAAAAAUAAAACAACCCUAACCCUAAAAUGCAUUCAAUGUAUUUGCCAAAUUGGAUAGGUUGUCACAUUGUUAUGUAAAACAAAGAAAAACAAAAUGAUACAUGUCUUGUCUGCAUCUGAAUUGGCAGAGGUCCAGGCUUUAUUUUAAGAUGUGUAGCGAAGCCUCCUCCUAUCUUUUUUUUUUUUCCAAACCUGUGAGCAUCUAACCUAGGGUGGGUCAGAGGCAGUGUCCCGCCCAUGACGACGGAGUUUUGACCUUCAUGAUGUCAUGAAAACCCUGAACUUCAAAACCGACCUUUUGAGGAUCUUCAAAGUUAAUCGGCUCCUCCUGGUGUUACUGGUGCUGAUGCUGUGUCUCCUCCUGCACGGCACGCUAUUCAGAGGCCCCAGUCAGCGCAGACCUUCGGGUCACUGGAAGAAUCUUGGUGGUGCAGCUCCGGAGCAAGUAGCGAGACAGCCAGAGGCGGAUGAUGUCAUCCCUAUUGUCAUCUGCGCAUCAGAGGAGCGCGUGGGUGCGACCAUGGCGACCAUCAACAGCGUUCGCAGCAACACGGACCACCCUGUGUUCUUUUACAUUGUCACUCUACGUGAUGCUGUUACAUUGACCAGACGUUACAUAGAGGAAACACAACUGAAAGGCAUCAAAUAUAAGAUUUUGGAGUUUAAUCCCAUGGUUCUGAAAGGGAAAGUGAAGCCCGACUCAUCCAGGCCGGAUUUGCUACAUCCACUUAACUUUGUGCGCUUUUACCUACCGCUGCUUCAGAUCAACCAUAAGAGGGUCAUAUACUUAGAUGAUGAUGUCAUCGUGCAGGGUGACAUUAGGCGUCUAUUCGGUGUCAAACUGAAGCCAGAACACGCUGCUGCUUUCGCCACAGACUGCGACCUGCCCUCCACUCACGAGAUGGUGCGCAGUGUUGGCAUGCAGACAACCUAUAUGGGCUUCCUGGACUACAGGAAGCAGGAAGUGAAAGACCUCGGCAUCAACCCAAAUGACUGCUCUUUCAACCCUGGUGUGUUUGUGGCUGAUUUAAGCAAGUGGAAAAAACAGAAGAUCACCAAACAACUGGAGAAAUGGAUGGAGGGCAAUUUUAGGCUGAACAUCUACAGCAGCGCUAUGGCAGGAGGUGUGGCCACUCCGCCCAUGCUGAUAGUUUUUCAUGGCAAAUACACAAUGCUGGACCCACUGUGGCACGUCAGGCACCUCGGUUGGAGUCCAGAUGUUCACUAUCCGGAGAGCUUCCUGCAGGAGGCACACCUUCUGCACUGGAAUGGCCCAUUCAAACCAUGGAGGUACCCUGCUGUGCACGUGGAUAGAUGGGAGAAAUGGUUCAUCCCAGAUCCUUCUGGGGAGUUUUCCUUGAUAAGACCAGAGACCGAUUAUUGAUUAGGCCUGUGGAGUGUACCAUAUUGGAGCAAUAGGGGUGGACAAUGUCGAAGUCAAAAGCGUACACUUUCAAAUAUGCGGCUUGUACUCGCAGGAAAUUGGCUUGUGGUAGUUUUUGUUCAUUAUCUUUGCUUAAUAAAUGUGUAUUGUGUGAUUAUGUCCUACAUAAUUCAUGUAUAUGGUCCCAAUGUAAUUUUGUAUGUAUUUUAAAAAUAUUUGUAUGUUGUACCACAGUUUGAAAGUCGAUGUUGUCGCAUGUUGCUGCAAAAGUGACUUGUCACCAAUGAUUUCAUGUGUGCACAAAAUGGAUAGUAAAAUGUUAUUUAACAUAAUGUACUAUAGUAAUAUGACCAUUACCUCUGUGAGAUCCACUUAAAUAACAAGUAAAAAUAUUUUUAUUGAUGAGAAAGCUAAUCUAAAAAAUUCUGACAAUAUACACAUGUUACAGUAUAAAAUAUUAUUUUUAUUUUGGGUUUAGUAAUUUUUUUGUACAUUUAAGCAAUUUUUUUUUUUUAAUCUAAUGUUGCUUUCAUGCUGUUGGAUUUUUCACGAUAAAUGUAAAUUGCAAUCUCAUUCUUAUUUUACGACGGAC
Molecule: messenger RNA, 4767 nt
Organism: Dunckerocampus dactyliophorus (ringed pipefish)
Lineage: Eukaryota; Metazoa; Chordata; Actinopteri; Syngnathiformes; Syngnathidae
Gene: glt8d2
Product: glycosyltransferase 8 domain containing 2
Exons: 9
Coding region: 3060-4175 (371 amino acids)
Cellular component (GO): Golgi apparatus
Molecular function (GO): glycosyltransferase activity
Source: RefSeq, a predicted model, not a curated record